Messenger RNA from Diaporthe amygdali, 1089 nucleotides. RefSeq lists its product as uncharacterized. The record is from RefSeq and is a predicted model, not a curated record. NCBI's taxonomy places the organism in Eukaryota, Fungi, Ascomycota, Sordariomycetes, Diaporthales, Diaporthaceae. The transcript is spliced from 4 exons. Bases 1 to 1089 code for a protein of 362 amino acids.
AUGCUCGACGAGGAUGCAAGGACAGUAUCGCUAAGCGGUCUGAGCCUGGCCAUAUUCAUUGUCUCUAUUGUUUGCCUUGGCAUGUCUAUGAUUUCCGUGGGACUCAGGACAUACAUCAGAUUAUUUGAUAAUGUCUUCGGCUUGGAUGACGGUUUAAUCCUGGCUGGUCUAGUCAUAUAUGCUGUCGAUGUUUCGCUCGCAUGUCAUGGCACCACCGUUGGACUUGGAACAAGAGACGCGGAGAUCAAUUUGUGGCUGUCUGUGGAGGGCAAGAAAUAUCUCAUGCUGUGGAUGAUGAUAUAUGUCGUUGGUCUUGCAACGAUCAAGAGUUCCAUUUGUGUCACGUUAUUCCGUGUGGCGGCCACGAACAGAACAUACAAGAUCGCCAUCUACGUUCUUCUGGGCUUAACGAUCUCCACAUUCAUCGUCACCAUCGUGGGUAUCCUUUUGCUUUGCAGGCCAGUGUCGGCAAAUUGGACUGGGCAAGGACAGUGUGCAGGCAUGAGCUCUAUGGUUGCGCUCUCUUAUACCUCGACAGCCUCAACCAUUGUUACCGACCUGUCUCUGGCUGUCUUGCCCGGAAUCAUGGUCUUCGGAACACCCAUGAAGCUCCUUCAAAAGCUCUCGGUGGUGGGUCUCUUAUCAUUCGGAUCUUUCGCCUCAGUGACGACAAUGGCAAGGGCGCCGUUCAUCGAACAUUACUGGACACCGCUUGACAACUUAAAUUACUGGACGGGCUUCAUUGUCCUGCUAUCAAACAUUGAAAGCGCCAUCGGCUUGAUCGCCUCCUCGAUCCCCUCGAUCAACAAGUUCAUUUACAGACGGACAACCCUUGCUCACAAACAACCAGAGCCGCUCAAGCCUCACCGAAAAUCGUUGGUCACCUUUGGGAGCAUACCUGUCCGGCCUAAAGGGUCUAGCAAGAGGUUCUUGAACCCGACGGAUCAGGGAAUGAGUUUUGCGAGUGUCCAUACAGGUGACUGGGCGCGACUGCAAGAUCGGGAUUCGGAUACUUCAAGAGACGAAGUCAACGGAAUCCGUGCCGAGUAUACCUACCAAGUGGAGCUGUCAAAAAUAGAGACGAAAUGA